AUGAUCAUCACUGAUACUAAAGGUGAUUGGCGUUUCACCGGUUUUUACGGCUUCCCUGAAAGAGGUCGUCGACGUGAGUCCUGGAAUCUCUUGCGGCGCCUGGCCGUCAUCAACUCCUUACCGUGGGUUAUUGCAGGAGAUUUCAAUGACCUCCUUGAUCCCGGGGAUAAAAGGGGUCGUGUGGAUCACCCAAACUGGCUCUUCUCUGGCUUCAGAUCUGCUAUCAUGGAUUGCGGUCUCUCGGAUAUCCCUCUUACGGGUCACCAAUAUACGUGGUCCCGUGGUCUGGGGACUGCUCACUCUGUUGAGGAGAGACUCGAUCCUGGUAUGGCUACGUCCGCCUGGAAACUUCUCUACCCUGACGCGAUUCUCAUGCCUCUGUCGGUCCCUAUUUCCGACCAUGCACCUCUCCUCUUGAGGUGCAAAGAGAAGUUAACCGUCGUCUCGGAAUCUAUCUCCAUUUGGGCAGCUCAUCUCACCCGCCAUGAUAGACUUGCCAAGUCCAGACUCCAAAUUCAGAUUGCUAACAUCCAAGGGCAUACAGACCUCCAAUCCAUUAAGAAACUGAAACAUGCUCGGCAAGCGCUCGCUAAUAUUCUUCUUAAAGAGGAGACACACUGGCGUCAGCGCGCGAAACAACAUUGGUUGCAAGAGGGAGACUGUAACACCAAAUUCUUCCACACUAUGGCUUCGGCGAGACGCAAAAAGAAUAGCAUCGUUCGGCUCCAACGUGAUGAUGGCAGUUGGACGGAAAAUGUGGAUGAUAUAAAGCUUGUUGCUCGUAGCUAUUUUGAAAACUUGUUUGAUGAAUCUAACGCUGUUACGGACUUUCAUCAUGUUCUUGACCGCCUCAGUCCAGGAAUCGAUGAAGCUAUGAACGAGGAGCUCACCAAACCUUUCACCCUGGAUGAAUUCAAAGCCGCUGUGUUUCAGAUGCACCCGGAUAAGUCGCCGGGACCGGAUGGGUUCAAUCCUAAUUUCUACCAAAAUUGUUGGGAUGUGGUUGGCGUGGAGGUCUUUCAUAGCUGCUGCACUUGGUUGGAAAAUGAGAGCUUUCCCCCAGGCCUCAACCACACCAUGGUGUCUCUCAUCCCAAAGGUGGACGUGCCUUCAAACAUGAAGGAACUCCGGCCCAUUGCCCUCUGCAAUGUCAUCUACAAGAUACUUUCCAAAGUCUUAUGCAAUCGGCUGAAGAAGGUGCUGCCCGGUCUGAUCGAUCGAUCUCAAUCUGCGUUUGUGGAGGGACGCUUGAUCCAAGAUAACAUAUUGAUUGCUUUUGAAGCCAUUCAUUCAAUGAAAAAGAAAACUCGGGGUAAGCACGGCUUCUUUGCUCUCAAAAUCGACAUAAGUAAAGCAUAUGAUAGAGUUGACUGGAAUUACCUUGAUGCUAUACUUUCCCGAUUUGGUUUCUGCGCUAAAUGGAGAGCUUGGAUGAAAAUGUGUGUUGGUACAGUUUCGUAUGAUAUCUUAGUUAAUGGGGAUCCCGUUGGACCUAUUAUUCCAGGAAGAGGCCUUCGCCAGGGAGACCCGCUCUCCCCCUAUCUCUUUAUCUUUCGGGCCUCGGAGAUGGAGUGCUCGGUGCUUAAAAGUGUGCUUGGUGCUUAUGAAUCCGCCUCUGGCCAGGCUAUUAAUUUCCAGAAGUCUGGUGUGUUCUUUAGCUCGAAUGUGGAUGCGGGCACUCGUGAUACAAUCUCUCAUUCCCUGGGAGUUUACUCUCCUUUGAACACGGGCCGUUACUUAGGCUUGCCCUCUUUGAUUGGACGCAAAAAAAAGGAGAUCUUUCAAUAUCUUCGGGAUCGACUUUGGAACCGUAUUCAAGGUUGGAAUGGGAAGAAACUCUCAAAGGCGGGGAAGAAAAUUCUCAUUAAGGGUGUCGCGCAAGCCAUCCCGUCUUUUUGUAUGAGUAUUUUUUCUCUCCCGAUUGGCCUAAUGGAUGAGUUAGAGCGCAUGAUGAACUCCUUCUGGUGGGGCAAUAAGGGCGGCGUUGGAAAAGGGAUUAACUGGCUGAAGUGGGAGCGGCUUUGCGUUGAUAAAAAACUUGGCGGCUUAGGUUUCCGGAGUCUGCAGCUUCUCAACAUUGCCAUGUUGGGCAAGACGAGAUGGAGAUUAAUUGAUGAGCCAGAGGCGUUGGUUUGUAAGGUGCUCAAGGCAAAGUACUUUCCGCGGGGAGAUUUCCUCACAGCAAAAGUGGGCCACAACCCUAGCUACGCCUGGCGGAGCAUCUGCUCUGCGCAGGAUAUUGUUCGGCGAGGUGUGAGAUGGAGAAUCGAGGACGGAUCUCGAGUGCGGGUGUUUGAGGAUCCGUGGCUCAGAAAAGAUGACUCCUUCUUCGUUGCUUCUCCCUGCCCUCCCGAUUGUGCUGGUAUCAAGGUGAAGGAGCUGAUAAACUUUGAUUCUGGUACUUGGAAUAGGGAACUGCUGCAUGAGCUGGUUGAAGGGCAAUGGGCAAGCCUGUGGAAGCUCAAAGUCCCACCAAAAGUCAGAAACUUCCUUUGGAGAGCAGGCAGAAAUAAUCUACCCACUAAGGAUAAGCUCUUUUCUCGUGGGAUUACGGUUGGAGGCGAGUGCGUGCUGUGCCGGACCGGCUUUGAGAACCUUUGGCAUUUGUUUUUUCAAUGUCCAUUUGCUGAUGAAUGUUGGAGGAUAAGCAACUUGCAGCCGCUCAUUGAGGCCGUCGUUGAUAGCUGUAAAUCCUUUUCUGAAGCUCAUUUCAAGAUUAUGGGGGGUUCGGUGGAGGAAACCACUGCUCGGAUCUGCAUGACUCUUUGGCAAAUAUGGAAGGAUCGCAACACUGUGGUGUGGAAGAAUGCGACCCUAAGUCCAGCUAACUCGAUUUUACAAGCGGCACAUGCAAGGGCCGAGUGGCUGCUGGCCUGGUCGCGGCGUCCCCAGCGCAACUCUCAGCCGGAGGCGGCGACGAUCUGCAAGGGCUGGCAUCCCCUUCCCCUCGGAAAUGUCAAAUGUGAUGUGGAUGCAGCCUUCUUCAAAGAUGAUUACUCGAUGGGUAUAUGGCUCGUUCUGCGCGAUCAUGAGGGUGCCUACAUCCUUGGCAAAUCUGUCAAAAUGCUGGGGUUGAGAAGUGUGGAGGAAGGUGAGCUCAUUGGCAUUAAGGAGGCCCUCUCUUGGCUCAAAGACCUGGGUUACACGUGCGGCUGGAUUGAUUCGGAUAGCAAACGGGCAUGCGACGCCGUGAGCUCGGGGGAGAGGAACAUCACGGAACUAGGCGUUAUUGUUGCCCUUUGUCGAGCCGACCUGCUGCUCUCUCCGGAUAUUCGUCUCCGUCAUAUUAGGAGAAAUCAAAAUACCAUCGCUCAUUGUUUAGCGAAGGCCGCGAGGGAUAUUACGACACAACAUGUUUGGAAUGAGCCCCCAACCUUUGUGGUGGGUCAUCUCCAUGUACCAUGCUCUUGUGAUUAA
Messenger RNA from Salvia miltiorrhiza (redroot sage), 3417 nucleotides. RefSeq lists its product as uncharacterized. NCBI's taxonomy places the organism in Eukaryota, Viridiplantae, Streptophyta, Magnoliopsida, Lamiales, Lamiaceae. The record is from RefSeq and is a predicted model, not a curated record. Gene Ontology annotation, molecular function: nucleic acid binding; RNA-DNA hybrid ribonuclease activity. The transcript has 4 exons. The coding region runs from base 1 to 3417 and encodes 1138 amino acids.